Molecule: messenger RNA, 3162 nt
Organism: Haliotis rufescens (red abalone)
Lineage: Eukaryota; Metazoa; Mollusca; Gastropoda; Lepetellida; Haliotidae
Product: torsin-1A-like
Exons: 5
Coding region: 78-1097 (339 amino acids)
Cellular component (GO): endoplasmic reticulum
Molecular function (GO): ATP hydrolysis activity; ATP binding
Source: RefSeq, a predicted model, not a curated record
AAGGGGAGAUAAGUAACUUCCGCGUCGAAAGCGAAAGCGAAACAACCUUAUUCAUUCGAUGUGUGGAUUUUGUAAAAAUGCGAGGCUGUGUAAUAUUUACGGCAUAUUUUCUCAGUAGUACAUGUUUUUUGCAUUUAGUUGUGUGUAUUGAACCAAUUUCUGGCAUUUCCGCUGCCGCCGCACUGGUAGCUGCCGCCUUCCUGUCUGGGUACGAUGUCUUAAAAAGCUACGUUACUGAAACAUGUGGAGACCGAUGGAUACACAACAACUACACAGGACUGCCAAAGCAGCUGAAUGAAAAGCUGUAUGGACAACAUCUUGUACUAAGAGCUGUGAACAAUCACAUUCGAGGACACCUUAAGUCUGCUGAACCAGCCAAGGCUCUGGCUCUUUCCUUCCAUGGCUGGACUGGCACUGGGAAGAACUACGUGAGCCGCAUUGUAGCAGAGCACCUUUAUAAGGAAGGGAUGCACAGCAAGUUUGUUCAUCUCAUCUCUGCAACCAAAGAGUUUCCACAUGAAGGAAUGGUGCCAUUCUAUAAGGACCAGCUGCGAGCUUGGAUUGAGGGCAACAUCACCCGCUGUUCUCGCUCGCUGUUUAUAUUUGACGAGAUGGACAAGAUGCCGUCAGGUCUCAUUGACACCAUCAAGCCGUAUCUCGACUACUACGAAAAUCUGGGAGGUGUCAAUUACCGCAAAGCAAUAUUCCUUUUCCUCAGCAACACAGCCGGAGGGGACAUCACGCAAUAUGUGUAUCAACAUUGGUCAAACGGCUACCCCCGGAAAGAUAUCAAAAUGGCAGAUGUUGAAAAAAUAAUUUCCCGUGCUGCACUCAACUCAAAAACUGGACUUUGGCACAGUGAGUUGAUCUCCAAGCACAUGAUAACAGCAUACAUCCCCUUCCUACCACUGGAGAAAUCCCAUGUAAGGAGAUGCAUCAAGGACAGCAUGGUUGCUAAGGGUUAUGUAUUGACUGAUGACAGAGUUGAAAGUGUUGUGGAAGAACUCACAUUCUGGCCUGAAAGUGAACAGGUUUUCUCUGUAACUGGCUGCAAAAGGGUAGCCGAAAAAGUGGAUUAUGUUAUGGAAGAAUACUAGAAAAAGAAAUACAGAAAGUCUGCUAUCUGUCUGUCUGGAUGGCAUUGAAAGGUCCAUGAUUGUUUAAUGGUGUUCACAUCCUUUUGGAACUUGUAGCUGUACAUAAACUAGCCAUUUACCAUGUUGCCUAUGAAAAUUGAUACUUUAUGUCCAGCUACCAAUCCUUGACAUAAAACAUUUUACUUGCCUGUCUCAUGCUGGUGUCAAGCUUAUCUCAUGACAAAGACUAGGACAUUAUUCAGUGGGAGCACCAGAACCUGGGAUGACGUCACCAGAACCUGGGGAUGAAGUCACCAGAACCUGGAGAUGAGGUCACCAGAGCCUAGAGAUGUAGUCACCAGAGCCUGGGGAUGAGGUCACCAGAGCCUAGAGAUGUAGUCACCAGAGCCUGGGGAUGAGGUCACCAGAGCCUAGAGAUGAAGUCACCAGAGCCUGGGGAUGAGGUCACCAGAGCCUAGAGAUGUCACCAGAACCUGGGGAUAGGUCACCAGAGCCUAGAGAUGAAGUCACCAGAACCUGGGGAUGAGGUCACCAGAACCUGGGGAUGAGGUCACCAGAGCCUGGGGAUGAGGUCACCAGAACCUGGGGAUGAAGUCACCAGAGCCUGGGGAUGAGGUCACCAGAACCUGGGGAUGAGGCCACCAGAACCUGGGGAUGAGGUCACCAGAACCUGGGGAUGAGGUCAUCAGAACCUGGGGAUGUAGUCACCAGAACCUGGGGAUGAGGUCACCAGAACCUGGGGAUGAGGUCACCAGAACCUGGGGAUGAGGUCACCAGAACCUGGGGAUGUAGACACUUCAGGACAUCUGUCCUUCUGGUUGCAUAUUAUUGUGGAUCUGUUUCCGUCUCAAAUAGUUGUGAUUUGAACAGUGUAACAGCUAUGUGAAGUGCAUGUUGAGCAAAAGCAUAAUGUUGAUAGACUUCCUGAAGUUUCAUGGGUAAAUUAUUCCUGAUUUUAUUAUGUGUCGGUUCCCAAAUUAAAACAGUAUGUUAAUCCAAAAAUCUGUAUAUAAAAGCAUUUAGUGUGAAACCAACAAACAACCAACAAAUGGUAUACAAUUAACAGAUGUUAUUACAAAAUUCGCUAAGUUUACAAAUCAAUACAAAUUACUGCACAGUAAUAACAAUGGCAGUACACAUUAGAGUGAAAGUACAAUAAUGGCAACAUAUAAUAUGAUGGCAGUGGUCAGUAGCAAAUACAGAAAAAACUGUGGUGAUAGCAAAAGUCAGUAAUAAAGUCGGUGAUGGGCUAGGCAGGAAUUCAGUGAUGAUGAGCAAUCCUCACAUGAAAGCUGGUCUUGAUAUGAUGAAAAUGCAUGGGAGAGAUGAUAUGUGUUAGAGAUAUGCAAAAAAGCCACUGUCCCCUUAUAUACAACCUACCCAGCCACUGGAAAGUUCCAGACAGUGCUCUCAUAACUUGGAACAUUACAGAAAUUUCUGUAUGUUUCUAUAACAUACUAUAACCGUCUGCAGUAUACGGACCAGAAGUUUACACACCACACUAGCAUCCUGACGACUGAUCACUGUCCAAACACAAUGCAACGAGUGUCUACAAAAUCUCAACAGAAACUAUGUAACACAGUUGCAAUCAUUAUUACACACAAAAAUACACUGCCAUGUAAUAAUUUAUUUUAAUAAUCUACUUAUUUUUCUCCGAAAUAGGAAUGAAAUAUAUUUUGAUGAAGGAGAGUCCUGAUCAAUCAAUGUUAAUGAGAAUUAAGUUCAUCCUUUUUGAGAGGUUGGAGUCAUGAAAAUAGUAUGUGUUCUGUGAAGUGCACGUUAGUGUUCAAGGUUAUGAUAUUUUUAUAUCUGAUAUAUUAUAUGUCCCCCUUGUUUGUCAUGUUUAAGCAUGUUUAGUUACUUAAUAUGUCUUCCAAUGCAUGCUAAGCAUGUUUCGGGCCUGGCCUUUGGGGUGGUUCUAUAGGGAUAGGUCAAGGUCACAGUAUGUUAGAGCUGCUUUUGAUAUUAAUGGUUUCUUCGUGUUUAGCCAUGGUCAGGGUAUAGGUGAUGAAUAUUAAGUUUUGUUCUUGUACACUAGAGUUCCUGUAGUAUAUUUUUUAUUUCA